AUGGCACUGACACCUGAGGACUCCUGUGAGGAGACACGUAUUCAGCCGGACUGUCGCUGCUCCGCUGCCACAUCCACAGCCCACGUUGGAUGGGAAGAGCCGCAAGUCAGUCUACGUCACGAACGUCGUUUACAUCCUGUGACGCUGCCGUGUGGACAUGACUUCUGUCUCACCUGCAUCCAGGCUGUGUGGGAGACAGACGAGUCUGCUCAGGGUCCCUGCUUCUGUCCAGAGUGUCAGAUCUUCCUCUCCUCUGACCUCCCUCUGCAGGUGAACAGCAGCCUUCAGACCAGAGUGAAGGACUUUACCUCUAACAGGACGUCAGCAGCAGAAAGAGAGAGCAGGGCGACCAAAUCAUCUUCCCCGAUCCUCUGUGAUCACUGCAUAGAGACUCCGUCUGUAGCCAUCAAGACCUGUCUCACCUGUGACGCCUCGCUGUGUCAGGCCCACGCCCUGCAGCACCAGCAGAGGUCUGCUCUGAGGGAGCACACGGUGGUGGAGGUGACGGGGGAUCUUCUGUCUCUGAAGUGCAGGGAGCACCGCGAUGAGCUCAAACUCUUCUGCACAGAAGAGAGAGUCCCUGUGUGCUGCCUGUGUGUGCUGGUCGGCACGCACAAGAACCACCGGGCGCUGCAGCUGCACGAGGCCUGUGCAGACUUCAAGAGCAUGUUGGAGAGCACCAUGAGCCAGCUGCUGAAGAGGAGAGGGGAAGCAGAACACACCAUCAAAGACCUGGAGUCACUGUACACAGAAACAGUGAAGUCUGCUGCAGAAAUCAGGGAGAGAGUGUCGGAUAAGUACAGCAGGAUCCGUGUGGUCCUGGAUGGAGACGAGCGUCUGAUGAUGCAGAUUUUAGACGCAGAAGAGACGUACAUGACAGAGUGGUUGGAGGCUCAGAGGGGAAACAUGGAGGCUCACAUUAAAGAGAUCGACAGACUGAGAGCCUCCAGCAAAUCUCUCCUCCAGGAAACAAACCAUCUCAGAUUCCUGCAGCAAAUCAGAGCACAGAGUCUUUGCGACCCUUUGGAUUUAGCACCGAUCCAGGAAGUAGACCGAGCCCUGUGUGACCCAGAGAAGAUGAGGACAGUGGAGAAGCUGGUGGAUGACCUCUCCGUGGCUCUGUCCCAACACUUUCCUCGAAUGUGGUCAUAUCUAAGUUCUCCUGCGCUGGACUGCAGCACAGCCCAUCCCAAACUGGAGAUAUCAAGUGACAGGAGGCAGGUGUUCUGGAGGAGGCAGCCCGUCCCUGAAGCUCUGAGCCCUCGGCCGUACGACUCCCAGUACAGCGUCCUGGCUCAGGACAGUUUCACUGCUGGUCGACAUUACUGGGAGGUCAUCGUUCAGGAGAAACCGUACUGGCUGAUCGGCGUCACCACAGGGUCAGGGGAUAAAACAGAUCAUCAGAGUCAGAGUUCUUCCAGCGUGAAUUUGAACAGCACAUCCUGGUGCAUCUACCACGGAGAUGGACAGUACCUGGCCUGUCACGACACCCAGGAGAAGCAGCUGUCAGUGGGGAGGAGGGUCAGGAAGCUGGGCAUUCUCGCAAACCUCCUGAAGGGGGAGCUGUCGUUCUAUGAUGCUGAUUCUAUGAGCCUGCUUCACACUUUCUGUGUGCAGUGCACAGAGCCUCUGUUCCCCAUGUUGAACCCCUGCAUCGACAUGAACGGACUGAACCAGCAGCCGCUCAUUUUGUUUUACAUCAAAGACCUCUGAGAUCAAAUUUAAAGACAAACCACGGCCGGCUUUAGUGACUAUUGGUUCAAAGAUUGCAUGUUUUAAAAACUCUCUGCCCAAUCAUCAGUCAAAUAAACACAUUGAUCUUCUGUCGGUGAGAGCAGGGGCAUGUCCAGGGGGUCACUGACUCAUGAAGGGGUCGGUAUGACGGUGUGGUUUCAACCCGAUAAGCUGCUCCAAUGAUUUUCUGGCAUGUUUGAAGUUUUGGUCGUACGACUGAACACGCUCACAGAGUGAGAGCAGAGCCAUGAGCCGAUUCCCUGACUUCAGGACUUUUUCCCCCUGAUUGUGUCUGCACAAACUAAAAGACAACGUCUGAAAUCACAAUGGCAACAGCAGGCAUGUCUGUUUAACGCCUCUGAUCAUGAAAAAACAUUGGCAGGAAAUAUCAGCGGACCUCCAGCUGACAGGAAAUACAAGUUAUGAUUGAAGUUUCCACAGGCGGCCGUCACUGUAGUUUGAGCUAAGAUGCUUCACGUUAUAUGAGAGAGAGCUUAAAUUAAAUACUGCAUUUUUGUGUUUUAUGGA
This is a messenger RNA of Labrus bergylta (ballan wrasse), 2262 nucleotides long. RefSeq names its product nuclear factor 7, brain-like. Gene Ontology annotation, molecular function: protein binding; zinc ion binding. Lineage: Eukaryota; Metazoa; Chordata; Actinopteri; Labriformes; Labridae. The record is from RefSeq and is a predicted model, not a curated record.